Molecule: messenger RNA, 4247 nt
Organism: Pomacea canaliculata
Lineage: Eukaryota; Metazoa; Mollusca; Gastropoda; Architaenioglossa; Ampullariidae
Product: acetylcholine receptor subunit alpha-type acr-16-like
Exons: 10
Coding region: 73-1527 (484 amino acids)
Biological process (GO): signal transduction; regulation of membrane potential; chemical synaptic transmission
Cellular component (GO): neuron projection; postsynaptic membrane; synapse
Molecular function (GO): acetylcholine-gated monoatomic cation-selective channel activity; transmembrane signaling receptor activity
Source: RefSeq, a predicted model, not a curated record
CAGAGGUAUUCAGUCACGUGUGCAGUCUUAAAGUGAAAUCUUGCUGAUCAGCAGCGACAUCUACUUGCGGUCAUGACUCUUGAAGCUUGUGUCCCAGUGUGUGUACUACUUCUUCUGAUGGUCAGAGGGAGUCAUCAAGGCCGGUACGAGCGAGAGAUUCUGGACUACUUGUUCAACAGCAACUACAGCAAGCUGGAGCGGCCUGUCCGGCACGAGACGGACCCGGUGGACGUGAAGUUUGGAAUUACUCUUCAACAGCUCAUCGAUGUGGAUGAGAAGAACCAGUUAGUGAAUACUAACCUAUGGUUGCAGAUGACGUGGCAAGCGUAUAACCUGGUCUGGAACCCUGCAGACUUUGGCAAUGUCACCACCAUACGUGUUCCUAAGAGCAUGUUGUGGGUCCCGGACAUUCUCAUGUACAACAGUGCCAGCGAAAGCUUCGAUGCGACCUUCCCUACCAACGUGGUGGUGUCCAGUGACGGCAGUUGCCUGUGGGUGCCACCCGGCAUGUUCAAGAGCACGUGCGCCAUCGACAUCACGUGGUUUCCCUUUGACGACCAGAAGUGUAACCUCAAGUUCGGGUCAUGGUCACACGAUGGUCAGUUCCUCAACCUGACAGAAGAUGACCCCAAAGGAGGUGACAUCAGCAGCUUUAUACGCAACGGAGAAUGGGAGCUGAUUGGAGUUCCAGUCAAGCGGAAUGUGUUGAAGUACGAUUGUUGCCCAGAGGUCUACAUCGAUGUCACCUUUACCAUCCACAUUCGUCGCCGCACACUCUACUACGGCUUCAACAUUAUUUUGCCCUGUGUUCUCAUCUCCUCCUUGUCCCUCCUUCUCUUCGUUCUUCCACCUGACGCAGGCGAGAAAAUAUCACUCGGCACUACGAUCUUGUUGUCGCUGAUGGUGUUCCUGCUGCUGGUGGCGGAGACGAUGCCGCCAACAUCUGACGCCGUGCCGCUGAUAGGGAUCUACUUUGCGUGCAUCAUGAUCAUGUGCUCGCUGUCCGUGCUUUUUACUGUCCUGGUGCUCAACCUCCACCACCGGUCACCAGAGACGCACCGCAUGCACCCGUGGGUGAAGCGCUGGCUGUGUGGGUGGAUGGCCUGGGUGUUGCGCAUGGAGCGGCCGGGUGGAGGGGUCAGCCGACGGGUGGCCAUGCAGAGGGCACGCUUGACCGACUCGCGACUGGAGAGUCUUGACGAGAAAUCGCGGUCCCUGAUGGCCAACGUCCUGGACAUCGACGACGACAUCCGCAUGGUCAACGGCAGCUCCACCGUCACGAUGACCCGGGUGGACGAGGGACUUCCGGUGGGUAGCGUCAGCGUGCGCCACGACAUCGUGUGCAUCCUGAAGGAGCUGCGCAAGAUCACAGCCAAGUUCCGGCGCGACGAGGAAGAAAACGACGAAAAGACAGAAUGGAAAUUCGCCGCCAUGGUCAUCGACAGAGCCUGCUUCGUCGUCUGCAUCCUCUUCACCUUCGGCUCCACCAUCACCAUCAUGUUGUCAGCUCCGCACUUGAUAGCCUGACCCGCGCGCCACCUGUUGGGCGGCUAAAGGUGCUGCGCUGCAAAGGGCCGCAAUGAAGGAUUCGGGAUAAAGAUCCACCCGUGUGUUGGCGUCCGUGAAAAUCCAACGAAUUGGAACUGAGAUCCGAACGGUUUCUUUUGUCGCCAUGGUCUGUAUGCUUUCAGACAAACUGAAGCAGGAUUGAAACAAGAGAAGAAAGAAAACGAGAGAAAUAAGACAACGAGACAAAGUGAGAGAAAUAAGACAUCUUGAAACAACCUUUUCUCCCCGAAGAGCUCUCCAUGUGAGUGACAAGAAAAGUCAGCGCGGGUGCUAAUCUGUUUUCAUCCGCCUGGGCAGGUUCUUCUGAUACUACGAAACCCCCAAAUCCCUGUCCCUCCUCCCCAUCCCACCUACCCACAAAAAAAUAGACACAAAGGUUAAACUAGUCUGUUAGCUCCUCUUGGCACCGAGCGUUGCCUGGCCCCUCCAAGUGUGCCAUGGUACCCGUCAGCAUUACAUGUGUUUGUUCAGGGUGUACACCGCCAGAACAUUUUUUUCCCUCGGCAGAAAGCAUCUCGCGAUAAGCCGGGAGAUUACCUGCUGUAUACCUGUGUGGAUCCUCACGUGCUAUCCACCAGAUGCGGUUCUGUGAAGUGUCUACCUGGGGUGUGCGCUGGUCACGUGACGACUAGCUGCUUUGCUAGAGCAACCAAGCGGCUAAACUGUAUCGGCUAACAGAUUUGUGAGGGUUUUGUUUUUCACGUGGAAGUUUUUACAUGUGAAGAAUUUUCUAUCAGGAUCUGUCUUCUCAAAACAGAAAUAUCAGCAAUGAAAUAUAUUUUCGUGUACAGUAAUGGAGGUUACAUGCUGCACUGUAAAGUUGCAAUAGACACUAGUUAAUACGACCCCCGAGAAAACUUUUUCUCGUCCAGGUUCCCCUCCCGUCUCGAGUUCUGAUCAGUUAGUAUUUUUUUUCCCGUAGUGUUGAAAACUUGAGACUCGUGCUCUCACACUCGACCUCUCCCAUUGGCUGUAGCUUUGAUGACGUAACGGUCUUCAUCAGCUCAAAGUAUCGGACAAUCAUUCUUGUUGUCAACCUAGGUGUGUACAUAACUACAAGUUUGGAGUCCUGUGAGUUCAUUCGUAGACAUUGUUUAUACUUACAUUUAAUUUAUAUAUACUUACACACACCUCGUGACUUUUAUUUGUCGCUUGUAUCUGCUUUCUUAUUGAACUUUCAAGAAAAAUAAAAGACUAUUGUCAAUGACGAUUAUAUUUGAACAAUUAACUUUUGUUGAAAAUAGAUGAAUAAUCCCUGGACUUUCUACUAACGAGUAAGCAAUGUGUGUGUGUGAAGAGAGGAGAAAAAGAGAAAUGAAAACUGCUGAAGUUAGAAAAAAUUGAGGUCAUAGUGCCUGCCAAAUAUAGAAAAUUUGAAAUGUAUCUAGAAUAUGUGAUAACAUGUAACCUCUUAUCGUUCCGCACAUAAAUGUUGUUCUGUGAUGGCCAUAACAUUACGAAGAUUAAUAUUUUGCUGAUGUAAAUGUUUAUACCAUGGAUGACCUGUGUUGAAGACAGUGACAAAGGAAAGAUGGAACUAUAGGUUAGGAGGAAAGAUGGAACUGUAGGUUAGGACAUGAAACCGACUGCAAAUAAUUUUACAAACAAUUCGCCGUGUUCGAGAAAAAAAAGUUUGACCCUGUGUGAUGUUCAGUGUAACAGGAUGAUAAUGCUACUCAUUAUUUGUCACAAACUUGCCAGAGUGGUGGCUUGGAUGUUCGUGCAAAUUUUGUAUUGAACUUUGACCCCAAUUGGUAUAAACUAGAGCACGUGCCUGUUUCUUCUACACGGGUGGACUUCGUGUUCUUCGUGGGGUGGCAACACGCGGUACAGCCAGGAACAGAAAAGCGAUCGUAAACAGUUUGUUUACAUUCAUAAGAAGUGCCUCCAACUGGUUAGCAUUUCACACACUGCGGGGAAAAGGGUGAAAGCAAAAAUGCAGGAGGAGAAACAGAAGACCAGGAGACAGUGUGCUCGUGGAGGGAAUUCGGACCUAAGACAAACUGAUGCUGUCAUAGCAACACUUAUGCUUUACCACCGAGCGAGAGGACAACCCAAGUCACAUUUGUCGACGCACAUUUCUAGACACUUACCUUCCUUUGCUAUUACCUACAGUCCCCCUCCCUCUCCCGACCACUUAUUACACUGACGUAAAAUUAUCGCAGUGAACUACAUAAUUAAAUUUUGCAAAAUAAUAUUAACGGCUGUUUGAGUCUCACAGGCUGCGAUGCAUGCUCCCCCCUUGCGAAUAUAACGAGAAAAUAUUUUUGUUUACGUAACCUGACUUUGUUUAUUUUAAACUGUGGUAUAGUUUUGUCCCUUUAAGUUUACUUAAGAUUUCUCAUCGACAUUAAAAUUGUUUCUACCGCUUCUGGAUUAUUUUUUAUAUUGAGGCAUUUGUUUUAAUCUCACAAACUUCAUGGUCGCCUUCGUUGUAAUGGAGUUACUACUGCAUCACGUGGUAUUAAAAGUUUUCUUUUUAAGUUUUAAGGAAACAAGAAUAUGAAGGUGUUUUUGUGUUAGAAAAUGGCAAUCGGCUAGCCCCAGACAUAACCACUGCUGACAGAAAGACAGUUUCAGAAUCCAUUUAUGUUUGUGUUUUCCUCAGCUUGUAAACAUUUCACAUUUUAUAUCAGUCGGCUUGGGAUUUCUGGGAAUAGAUCACCGCCGCAUCCAUU